AAACUGUAAUCUCAUUUCUUUAUUUCUUGUCAGCCGCGGUAGUGUUAAUUCAAAGGCUAAUUAUGUUAGCACUUCAAGAGCAGCUUCCAAAUCAACUAACAAAUCAAACAGGGAAGUAGACGCCAUAACCACUUCAAUAUGUCUCCAGAACUCAUUUUGAUUAAAAGACCCCAACUUUUCCUCCUCCACUAGAGAACUUAAGAUCACAGCCUGGUGGGAAGUCCAAGUUUGAGGUUUGAAAGCUGAAGAAUUUGAAGUUGGGUGGUGAUGGAAUGAUUGUGGUAAAAUUUGGCUCAAAUGGGUUUGGGAUUCUUCUGCUGGCUAAAUAUAGACAAAACCAGAACAGGCGGAUAGAAGAAGAGAAAACAGAUGGUGAUGUUUGCCAAAGUUCCACAUCCAAAUCUGGGAGAAAGAUCCAACAUUCCUUGAAAAAAAUCAACCAAUGUGAUUUAAAAUUCUAAUACCAGGACAAUGAUUGCAGCUGCCUAAAAGUUGGGUGGUCCUUAUGUUUUACAGGAACCCAACAGAACUUCCACUGUCAAACCAUUUGAAUUGUGAUGCGCCAGAUUGAAUAGACAAGAACAAGUGGUAGGGAGCUGAAGGAAUGAGGCAAAUAUCGUUGAUGUUAGUCUCAUUGUAUUGAAUUAUCCAUUCAUGGUAUUAUUGCUAGCAUCUUUGGGAGAAGGAAGCUGAAAAAUGGGGGUGGAUGGUGGAGACGAGCAAAUGCAAGGGCCAACAGGCCGUGAGGAGAGAAUUUUUGUUUCAGUUCGUUUGCGCCCUCUCAAUGAGAGGGAAAUUGCUAGGCGUGAUGUAUCAGACUGGGAAUGCAUCAGUGAUAACACCAUCAUAUACAGGAACAGCCUUUCGGUUUCUGAGAGAUCCAUGUACCCAACUGCUUAUACAUUUGACAGAGUUUUUAGCUCUGAUUGCCCCAAUAGGCAAGUGUAUGAAGCAGGAGCCAAGGAAGUUGCUCUUUCAGUUGUCAGUGGUAUAAACUCAAGUGUUUUUGCUUAUGGACAAACAAGCAGCGGAAAGACAUAUACGAUGAUUGGAAUUACUGAGUAUGCCAUGGCAGAUAUAUAUGACUACAUACAGAGGCACAAGGAAAGAGAGUUUAUCCUGAAGUUUUCUGCUAUGGAGAUUUACAAUGAAUCUGUCAGGGACCUCCUCAGUGCAGACAGCACUCCCCUUAGGCUUCUAGAUGAUCCAGAAAGAGGGACAGUUGUUGAGAGACUCACAGAAGAAACUCUGCAGGACUGGAAUCAUUUUAAGGUGCUUCUAUCUGUGUGUGAAGCUCAAAGACAAAUAGGAGAGACUUCUCUGAAUGAGACAAGCUCUAGAUCCCAUCAAAUUUUGAGACUGACAAUAGAAAGUUCUGCACGUGAAUUUUUCGGCAAUGACAAAUCAAGCACCCUUGCAGCCACUGUGAAUUUUGUUGAUCUGGCAGGAAGUGAGCGUGCAUCUCAGACAUUAUCAGCUGGGGCAAGGUUGAAAGAAGGUUGCCAUAUAAAUCGCAGUUUAUUAACACUAGGAACUGUUAUCCGUAAGCUGAGCAAGGGAAGAAGUGGACACAUUCCUUUCAGAGAUUCAAAGCUGACGCGUAUACUUCAGUCUUCCAUAGGAGGCAAUGCUAGAACUGCUAUCAUUUGUACAAUGAGUCCAGCACGAACCCAUGUUGAACAAUCAAGAAACACCCUCUUGUUUGCAUGUUGUGCUAAAGAAGUGACUACCAAUGCGCAAGUCAAUGUGGUCAUGUCUGAUAAAGCAUUAGUGAAGCAAUUGCAAAGAGAAUUGGCUAGAUUAGAGAACGAGUUGAGAAGUGCAGGAACAAUGUCUGUUUCAUCUGAUUUAGCCGCAUUGCUGAGAGAGAAAGACCUUGAGAUUGAAAAGCUUAAGAAAGAGGUAGUAUUACUUACUCAGCAAAGAGACCUUGCUCAGUCUGAGGUUGAGGAUCUGCGACAAGUAGUUAACGAUGAAAGCCCUGUGGAUGAAAGACCAGUGAAAAUCUGGGCAGAUUCAGAUCAUCAGUACCCUAAACUGCGAGUGCGGAAUUCAUGGGACUUUGAACAUUCAAUCACCGAGACACCUGUUUUGGCUGUUGGUGUUAGAUCCUUCACCCCAUCAGAUAGACAAAGCUGCAGUUCUGAAGAGAGCUUCCUCCAGCUUCCCGACUUCAAAAUGAAUAUUCAGCAUCCCAGUUCCUCUCCUCAGCUGUCACCUAAAAUUCCUAGUUUUGUUGGGAAUAAUCUAUGCCAGGAGGAGAAUGGAGAACAUGCUUAUGAAAAUUCAGAGGCACUUUGCAAGGAAGUUCGUUGCAUUGACUCAGGAAGGUCAAGUAUGAAUAGAUAUUCAGACUCAAAUUUCUCAGAGUCUAGCCCAAAGAUUUAUCAAAAUUAUAAUAUGUCAUCUCCAAGGGAAAACACAGCUAUAUCAGGACUGAUGGAUGUUGGCAAUGAAGAUAUAUCAAAGCGAGAAUCCUGGUCACUCCAGUUGAAAAACAAUAGCAACCAUCCAGAAAUUGCUAUUCCAUCUCCUGAAAAACCAUAUUUAUGGCAGCUGAAAGAAGAAAUAUCUAGCUGUAGAAGUUUGAAAUUAACUAGGAGUAGAAGUUGUAAAGCGAGUCUAAUGACUGGUUUGACCUCCCAGUGGAUUGAGGGGGUAGAAAAGGAUGAGAGCACACCUCCAAUUGGGAAUGAGAAAGAUUUCACUGGAAGACCAGAGAGUUUCCAGAGAAAACUUUCUGUAUUGAAGUAUGAUCUUCAGAACCAGGGGUUGUCUAGAAAUGGAUCUCAAAGUUCCUCAACAAGUGCUACUGUUUAUGAGCUUAAAGGCCAGAUAUCAAGAAAUGGAUCGCAAAGUUACUUGAAAAGUGCUGCUGCUGUUGAGCUUAACACACAGAAUGUUUCAACUCCAGAUGAUCAGAAUAAUACUGGUUUCUGUACUUCAAUUGAAGGAACAGAAGAAAUAUCUAAUCUUCAGUCUGAGAAGCAACUUGCUGAUUGUGCGGUACAGGUGACGGAGCCCAUUUUACAUGUCAAGACUGUUAAAGACGUUGGCUUGGACCCCAUACCAGAUCAUUUGGGAAGCCCUUCAGCAUGGCCUUUAGAAUUUAAGAGGCUUCAAGGAGAGAUCAUUGAACUUUGGCAUGCCUGCAAUGUCUCAUUGGUGCACAGGACCUACUUCUUUCUGCUAUUUACCGGAGAUCCAAAAGAUUACAUAUACAUGGAGGUGGAACAUAGGAGGCUGUCCUUCCUCCAGAAUGUAUUUGCCCAUGGUAAUCAAACGGUGGAAGCUGGACGAGUACUUACCCCUGCUUCAAGCUUGAAGGCUCUACGUCGUGAAAGGCAUAUGCUGAGCCAGCGGAUGCGCAAGAGACUCUCCAAAGCAGAAAGAGAGAACCUCUUCCUUAAAUGGGGUGUCGGGUUGCACACGAAACAUAGGAGGCUGCAGGUGGCUUAUAGCUUGUGGGUUGACACUAAAGACAUGAACCAUAUUGCUGAGAGUGCUGCCAUUGUGGCUAAGCUGGUUGGCUUUGUAGACCCAGAGAAGACUUUUAAGGAAAUGUUCGGGCUCAACUUCACACCAGGACAAGGCACGCACAGGAGACACUAUAGCUUCAAACGCAGCGUAAUGUCCAUCUUAUAGGUGUUUAUCGUACCGUACCAAAAAGAUGCCCCUGUUAUCCCCACAGUUUUAACUUCAUGUCCACACAUGUAUCUUGUAUUGUUUACAGAUAUUAAUUUUGAUUUUGAAAUUUUAUGUUUCUGAUUUUAGUUUAAGGUAAGAGUAUGUAAAUCAUCUCAGGCUCGAAAUGACCAUGUACAAUAUUUUUCUUUGUUGUUUUGGUUUUGGAUAUGGACAAGCGAGCUCGAAAACAGGAGGGAAAUGACAGUAUUACCUCUGCAAUUUCUAUCAACCUCUAAACAACCACCAUGUGUCACUGUAAUCAUCUCUCCUUUAAAACUGUUCAUGCAUCGAGUUAUCUAUCCAGGACCGUGAGCUCGGCCCUACUUGAGUUUAUCACAUUUUUGUAAAGUGUUGAACAAUCGCUAGAUGUAUGAGUUUGAAAUAAGAUUCUCAUGUGUGC
Molecule: messenger RNA, 4087 nt
Organism: Theobroma cacao (cacao)
Lineage: Eukaryota; Viridiplantae; Streptophyta; Magnoliopsida; Malvales; Malvaceae
Product: kinesin-like protein KIN-7H
Biological process (GO): microtubule-based movement
Molecular function (GO): microtubule motor activity; microtubule binding; ATP binding
Source: RefSeq, a predicted model, not a curated record